Perca flavescens (yellow perch) is the source of this 881-nucleotide messenger RNA. Its product is annotated as acylphosphatase-2. The record is from RefSeq and is a predicted model, not a curated record. The transcript has 4 exons. Lineage: Eukaryota; Metazoa; Chordata; Actinopteri; Perciformes; Percidae. Gene Ontology annotation, molecular function: acylphosphatase activity. The coding region runs from base 92 to 448 and encodes 118 amino acids.
UGGCUCCUGAUGUUCUAUUUCUGACAGUCGUGUCAGAUAUCAGAGAUAAAAAUAAGCAAGCUGAGCACAGUUAAGCAUAAGGUGGACGGAAAUGUUUCGGUCUGUGCUCAUGUGUCUGUUUGUGCUUUUAUUUUGUCUCUUUAACGUUAUUAUGUCUGAAAACAAACUGACUUCCUUGGAUUUUGAGAUUUUUGGGAAUGUACAGGGUGUUUGCUUCAGAAUGUACACAGAGGAUCACGGCCAGAGUCUGGGACUGAGUGGCUGGGUGAAGAACACCAGACAGGGAACCGUGAUUGGUCAAAUCCAGGGACCUCAAGACAAAGUCAAUGAGAUGAAACUCUGGCUGAAGAGCGUCGGCAGUCCAAGCUCGCGAAUCGACCGAGCAGUCUUCUCCAACGAGAGGGACAUUUCUAAACUGGAAAUCCACGGCUUCUCCACCCGCUACUGAGCAUGCCCAGACACCUCUGACAGGGUUAGGGGGAAGAAGAUUUUCAAUUUAUUGCAACAUCCAUCACGAUCCAGCUCCAUACAGAACCUCAAACUCAGUGAGACCUUUAGGAUGUCUGGUGUCUAAUUUAGAAAUCCAAAUCUUUUCAGCUUGAAGUCUCUGAGCUUUAUUCCAUCUUAAAUUACAUUCAACUACGGUGGCUGGAACAGACUGCCAUCCAUGUAGUAAAAAUGUUUUACCAGAUGUGUGUGGGUUUUCUUUUCUAUUAUGUCUAUGAUGAGUGAUUCUGGUUAAAUUUGUUUGCAGUUUCACCAACAUACUGUAUUCCACAUUGUUUAAACAUCUGAUUAAAUAUACACAAUUAGUGCACUUUAGAUUUAUGGAGGACUGAAAGUGCCACAAUUAAAUAAAUAAAUACACCAUUAAAUAAUUA